UUUAUCUCGAAUAUUCUUCUAUUAUAAUCUAUGGCCAUAAUGUUACAUGGUUGUUAUCAUUUCCACGUUUAUUCUAUACCGUGCAUUGGGAUAUGCUUUACGAAAAAAAAGAAAAAUAUAACACUACGAAAUAUCGUAGGAAGAAAUAUUGAAACCGAAACUCUAUUGUAAUCCAACAGUCUCGCGUUUCUACACACUAUUUUGUGAGUGUGAAAGGAACAUACACGCAGCUACGAAAAUUAACGGAGAAAAAAAUUAUACUAAAAAAGAGCCGCCUUUAUAAGAGAAAUGCUGAUCUAUAUAUUAUUCACGAUAACAGAAUUAUUUAGUUCGAGAAUGACGUUCGAAAAGCAAAAGAGAUGACGAUUGUUGAAUAAAUGAAAAAUAUGUAUUAAUGUAUAAAAACAAACCUGUAUAUUUCAUUCGUAGUUGUGCUAUGAUUGCAUGAAAUUCAACGCAAAGGAACUCUUCACACACGAUGCUGAUUUGUAGGUUGUCUUUUGUUUAUUUGUUUGCCUCGAUAGAUAUUGCUGCAUCUUUAUCACUGGUGGAAAUCGAUGAUUCGAGUAUAUCGCUAAGAAAUUUUCCGACAUUUGAGAAUGUACAGUCAUGUGCGGAAAGGAUGUGAUGAAAAAAGAAACUUCCAAUUUCAACCAUUUCCUGCGUUCUACAGGUUGUUCACUCCUGAAUUGUGCGAAAAGCGCUGCUUGCAUACGCACCAACGCACCCAAUAAUACAUAGUCAAAACAGUGUUUGAUAAAAUAAUGGCGGUUAAAGCGCGUUUGUGGAUUACAUACAAAAAUAAAAUAAACAUUUCGUAGGUAACUAUAACGAGGUCCGGAAAAAAAACUCCUUCUCUAUUGAAUCGAAAUUUUUGAAGUUUCGUUUUUGAUGGUUUCAACGGCAGUCACGAUAUAUUCAUCACGAACGUUUGAUCGUACAUGCAAAUGCGAGAAACAUUUUUCCAGGAUAAUCGAGGAAUUAUUGAAAAAACAUAAUAGCACUUUUUGCGCACGACUGUACGCGGGAAAGAUGAUAAAACAACGCUUGAAUCCGCACUCCCUCGUAUUCCUAUCUUGCAUUCCAAGUAGCUCCGACGUGUUUUGUUCAGUGUCGUGUGAAAGCAGUUAAAGAUCAGUGUCUGGUAAGCAACGGACGAUUCCAGUGAAAAACAAGAGUGCAAGGAGAAUUUGGUGAAUGUAAAAAAAAACAGUAAUACAAUAAAAUCAAGAGCCGGCCGCUUAAAUAGCAUUGAGAAAGCAAAUCAGCGGUAUCAUUUCCGAAUGGUUCGUUGUCGUCUUCGCCGUUGGUGGUCAGUCUACCCGUGUUGUGCUUACCGACCGGGUCGCCGAGAGUUUGCUCACCAAUUUCGAACGCGAGAGAAUGGAGGAAAGUUCGGUUGGGCAGGGGGAAUGAUCUUGAAAUAGACGAUAAGAAAAGGGUGAAAGAGUACGCCAUGACGUCACUGGGGAAGUUGAUUUACAUGGACACGCACUCGCGGUAUCCAAAUAAUUCCACAAGCGCGGAUGACGCGGCGACGAUUGAUUCGUCCGAGACACUUUCCCUCGCGUUUGAAAAUUUAUUUUACAUGCCAUUCGACAUUAUCGAGAAUUAUGGAAGUACGAUUCACACGCUGGAUCUUAGUCACAAUAAAUUUUGUAGGAAUCUUCAGUUUUUAGCCGAAUUCGAGAAUCUUACCUCCCUUAAUUUGGAUCACAAUAGCAUCGACUCAUUCACGUGUUUACCGCACAUGCCAAAAUUACAGUUGCUUUGGUUGAAUCACAACAACAUCGUUGAUUUGUUUCCGUUUGUGAAAAAUUUGUACGAGAGUGUUCCUAAUCUUCGUUAUCUCUGUCUCAUGGGAAACAAGGCUGCACCAAGUUAUCUCAACGGAGGAACGUUUUACGAUUAUCUACAGUACAGGUUAUUCGUAAUUUCUUGGUUUCCACGGCUGAUACAUCUCGACGACCGAGAAGUGACCCGAGAGCAGAGAAUCGAGGCAAAGAGACUCUUCAAGCGGCCAAUUUUCGAGAACUUUGCCGAAAACGCACCAUUGCCCGAAUGCCUCAAGUUGAUACACGCUAAAAUAACAAAUUUCUUUUCCAAGCCUGUUAUGCCGGACAGAGUGAAAAUACAAACGCCGAAUCUUGUCGUAUGAAACAGUAUUAUCAGGUUGAUCAUGUAACUUAGAAAAGUUUCCGAAAAUUCAGCCUCCUCGGUACAGCUAAAUUGGCGGAGAAAUUUUUCCUGCUCACUUUUAUCCGCGGGAUUAUUCAAAACGGAUAAAACGACACGUCAAAAGAGCGGAGGCAUCGAGCAGCGUGUAAAAAUCAUAAACCAUGGAGCAAGUGACAAAGUUUUUUUAACAAUCGACGAGCUUUUGUGAAGCAGCAGAGCCAUCCAAAUUUUCGAAAGGAUUUGCGUACCAAAUUCGGUACUUUGGUGCCAUUUUAAGUUUUUAUUAGGUUUAAAGAAACCAGGAAAAGGAAGUUUACAAAUUUCUUUCCUCAAUGAAAAUUCCCACAAUUUGUGACUUGGUCACUCGAAAUGUGCGAUAUUUACAAUUUUUUUAAGUAUUUUGCAUUUAUCUAGAAAAUUCCGUAAAACGAGUGAAUAUUUCGUGAUUAUUUUGUAGAAUUCGGAGGAACGAAAUGGGAGCGAAAGUGAGUGUAAAAUAUUUUUUCUCGUGUUCCAUUCAAUUUUUCAAUCACUCACUUUCUAUUCCCUCGUUUAAUCAUGUGAUACGACUGGCAAAACGCAGCUCUUCCGAGGCAUAGAAGAUCGGUAAUGGAAUAAAUAUAACUACAUUUUAAAACAGUCAACAAAUUUAUACCAGUUUUAUAUUGAGCAACACUUAUCGUCAAGUUUUAUAUCAUUUUUUUCAGUAAUAAUACUCUUUAUUUUGUAUAAUGUAUAUUUGUAGAAAGUGUUAAAGAAAAGAUGAUUGUUAACAAGAAAUAAUGAUUGCGAAUAAAACAAUCAAAAAGUCUAUCAACAGA
Messenger RNA from Venturia canescens, 2999 nucleotides. Its product is annotated as leucine-rich melanocyte differentiation-associated protein-like. The transcript has 4 exons. Bases 1457 to 2158 code for a protein of 233 amino acids. The record is from RefSeq and is a predicted model, not a curated record. Gene Ontology annotation, molecular function: protein binding. NCBI's taxonomy places the organism in Eukaryota, Metazoa, Arthropoda, Insecta, Hymenoptera, Ichneumonidae.